UACAUUUCCAGUCCACACGUCAACAUCUCACAUGAUUUAGAUUGAAUCCAUUUUGGUUUCCUGUUGAAAGUAUGAAGCGUUGUUAUUAAUAUACUUGGAUACUGCGAUACCAUGGCUCUUAAGAAAGUAAAGGGCACUCUAGAGCGAGUGUUGGACAAAAAUCUCCAAGAUUUAGUCCGAGGCAUUCGCAACCACAAAGAGAAUGAGGGAAAGUACAUUGCAGAGUGUAUUGAUGAGAUAAAACAAGAGUUAAGACAGGAGAACCAAGCUGUUAAAGCCAAUGCAGUCAACAAGCUUUUAUAUCUCCAAAUGCUGGGCUAUGACAUCAGCUGGGCUGCCUUCCACAUCAUUGAAGUCAUGAGUUCAACCAAAUUUACCUUCAAGAGGAUUGGGUAUUUAGCUGCUGCACAGAGUUUCCACGAUAGUACAGAUGUUCUUAUGCUGACCACCAACAUGAUCCGAAAGGACCUGAGCAGUCAGAACAUGUAUGAUGCUGGGGUAGCACUGACCGGACUGGCUUGUUUUGUCACUGCAGAUCUCGCCAGAGAUCUGGCCAAUGACAUUAUGACUCUUAUGACAUCCACACGUCCUUACUUAAGAAAGAAAGCUGUACUUAUAAUGUAUAAGGUGUUUCUGCAAUUCCCCGAGGCAUUAAGACCUGCAUUCCCAAGGCUUAAAGAAAAAUUGGAGGAUCCAGACACAGGUGUACAGUCUGCUGCAGUGAAUGUAAUUUGUGAGUUGGCCAGGAAAAACCCACAAAACUACCUCUCUCUGGCCCCUCUCUUCUUCAAGCUGAUGACCAGUUCUUCAAACAACUGGGUCCUCAUUAAAAUCAUCAAACUGUUUAGUGCAUUAACUCCACUGGAGCCCAGACUAGGGAAAAAACUUAUAGAGCCAUUAACCAAUUUAAUCCAUAGCACCUCAGCCAUGUCUCUUCUGUAUGAGUGCAUCAAUACAGUUAUAGCAGUACUCAUUUCUAUAUCUUCAGGCAUCCCCAAUCACACCGCCUCAAUUCAGCUCUGCGUACAGAAAUUAAGGAUUUUGAUAGAAGACUCUGAUCAAAAUUUGAAAUAUCUUGGACUUUUGGCCAUGUCAAAGAUUUUGGCCACUCACCCAAAGAGUGUCCAAUCCCACAAAGAUUUGAUUCUGCAAUGCUUGGAUGACAAGGAUGAAUCCAUCAGACUGCGGGCCCUUGACCUGAUUUAUGGAAUGGUUUCUAAGAAGAACCUAAUGGAGAUUGCAAAGAAGUUGAUGGUGCACAUGGAUAAAGCUGAAGGAACCCACUACAGGGAUGAACUACUGGCCAAGAUAGUGGAGAUCUCCAGUCAGUCCAACUACCAGUACAUCACUAACUUUGAAUGGUAUGUCAGUGUGUUAGUUGAGUUGACAAGAAUGGAGGGAACUAGACACGGUCGAAUGAUCGCCUCACAGAUGUUGGAUGUAGCCAUCAGGGUGCAGGCAAUAAGACCAUUUGCUGUGUCACAGAUGGCCUUGUUGCUGGAGAAUUCACAUAUCCUAGCCAAUAACUCUCAGAGGAAUGGAAUAUGUGAAGUCUUGUAUGCAGCAGCAUGGAUCUGUGGAGAGUUUUCUCAGCACUUGAAAAAUCCAAGGGAGGCAUUAGAAGCAAUGUUGAAACCCAAGAUAACAACACUUCCUGGACACAUACAGAGUGUGUUUGUACAGAACAUUAUGAAGUUGUUUGGCAGUAUUCUGAAGUCUGCGGAGGAGAGCGAGGACCAGGAAACCAUGAAGGAGCUUUGUCAGCUGUUGACCAACAAGCUGCCCAUAUUCAUACAGAGUGCUGAUCUAGAGGUCCAAGAAAGGGCCUGUUGCAUGCUACAGUUAGUAAAGUAUGUUCAGAAGCUGAUAGAGAAGGAUGCCAAAGUUGGAGAUGAAGUGUCUAGCUUGUUUGCUGGAGAUUUAAAUCCUGUGGCACCUAAAGCUCAGCGUAAAGUGCCUGUUCCUGAAGGAUUGGACUUGGACAAGUGGAUUAAUGAGCCAUUGUCAGAGAGUUCAUCAGAGGAGGAGCCCACUACUUCCAUCUUUGCCAUCAAUCAUGAUGAUUCCAAGUCUUUCUAUAAGGAGGAGAAAAAGAAUGUUCCAGAGCUUACAGAGGAAGAACUAGAAAAGAGAAGAGAACAGAGGAAGAUGGAGCAAAUGCAUAAUCCACACUAUUUAAGAAUGGAAAACAAACCAAAGAAAUCUGCUGCUGUUGAAGAAGCAGAAGAAAGUCCUGUGAUGCAGAUUGACCUAACUGUUCCUCUCCAUGUACCAGGACUAGCAUCAUCAGACAAAUAUCUGAAGCUGGCCUCACAAGACCGUGAGAAAUCGAGGAAGAAGACUAAGCAUGGUAAAACCAAAAAAAAGAAGAAAGGACAGCCAGUGGUAGAGUCGGAUGAGGAUGUUCCUGUUCAACACACAGUCAGCACACUGGUGGACAUGCCCGAGGGUGCCAAUACAUCUGACAAAGAGGAUGACAGAAAGACAUCUGAUCCUUUCAAACGUCUGGAUAUGGACCUGGACAAGCCUUUAAGAGAUGACGAGGUUUUGCCUGUCCGAACACACAGAAUAGUCUUGGAAUCGGGAGAUAUGGCGGAUGUGGAAGGUGAAGAGGUCAAACCAAAGAAAAAACACAAGAAGGUGAAGGACAAGGAAGACAAAAAGAAACAUCGUAAAGACGGGAAAGAGAAGAAGUCUAAAAAGAAGCAGAAAAGUGAAGAAGCAUCAGGUUCCGCUUCCAACCUUCUCAUGGAGGAUGAUGGCUCCCCAGAGCACGCCCCCAUUGCCAACGGUCUUCCACAGUCUCCUGAACAAGGAAAAACAGAGCAAGAAAAGGACAAUGAUUUAGAUUUCUGGAUGAAUAAUGAUUCUACAUCAGCUGCUAAAUCCACAGAAGUUGAAAUAAAAACUCCUGAAGUGAAUGUAGAGUAUGCAAAUGUGUCAAGUGAGGAGGACAGCCAAAAGGAAAAGAAAACAAGGAAAAAGAAAGAGAAGAAGACUAAAAAAGAAAAGAAAAGUAAAAAGGACAAGAAGUUAUUGAGAGCUGACUAUGAGGAGGCUGAAGGAAUCACUACUCCCUCUAAGGAACAGGUGCCCCCUUCUCAGGCGGAAACACCUGUGGCAGUUCAGCUUCCACCUAUGUCAUCAUAUGUAACCUUAGGGGAAAAUAAUUCCAUAAAAAUGACUUGUGACAUCCGAGCUAGUCACCAGAGAGGAGACCAGGUCAUUGUCUCUGUAGUCUUUUCCAAUCUUACUGACCAUACCAUCAAGGAUUUAGAAUUUAAUGUCAUGGACACCAUGAACUUAAAGUUAAUAAGAUCUAUGGGUAGUUCUCAUCAUGAUGCCAUCAAAGUUCCCUUUAUACUGCUGCCCAGUGCUCAAAAUGAGGGACAAUUUGCCUUUAACAUUCAAGAGAUUAAAGUUCCCCAAAAACUGAAAGGAACACUGACAUAUAUUGUUAAGAUGGAUGAAGGAUCCACUCAUGAAAAAAUAGAUUUUAAAUUGACCUUUCCAUGUAGCUCUUUCCUAGUCGCAACACCAUGUAAAGGAUCUAAUUUCACUUCCCUCCUGGAGAGUGGAGAUCUCACAGAAAAAUCUUCUAUACAGUUCACACCGCAGGAUUCUGAAUUCCCAGUCGUUCUAGCUAAAGUCUGCUUCUAUCAUCAUUUUAGAGUUGUGGAGCAAGUUGAAAAGAGCGCCUCUGUGUAUAGUAAAUCCAUGCAAGGUCAUCAUAUAUGUCUUCUUGUCAAAAUGGUUAAUGAUAGUAUAAAAAUUGAUGGCAAGAGUACAGAUGGGAGUUUAUUAUCUAAUGUGCUUGAUGAAAUAAAAACGAUGCUAGUUUAGCCUGAUUUUACUUGAAAGAGUCAGAUGUCACAAAGGUUUUAUAACUGUUGUCUGGGUAACCAGCUGACUGAUGGAUAACAUUGACUGUGUCUGUGAUGUAUACCAGGGAACAGAUUCUUCAUUAUUCCACUGUUCUCAUUCUUCGUUAUCUUUCUAAGUCGUGAUGAUGUAAUGUUUCAAAAUAAUUAAGUUCAUGUUAAUUAUGAGUGUUUAACAUUGUUUGGAGUUUCAGUGUAGAGAUGAUACAUCAGUUAUUACACAAUGCAUGCUAUUCUACCACCUUUUAUUAGUAUCCCCAAGAUGGGGGAUGUGUGGAUAUUAUAUAUGGCAUAGCUACAUGUAUAUUUUGGUUGUGCUAUCUGAUCAAAUACAUCAUUUACUUUUGUAAAUUAAACUCUUACAUUUUAAAGUAAAAUUUUUCCAGUACUUUAAUAGCUUAUUGUGAACAAUAAUAAAUCUUCAGUGAAGAAUUUUAACAUUAGAGCCAUUUGUUCACAAGCUUAAGUAACCUUAUUCGUAAGUAUCAUUGAGUAGAAAAUAAAACUAUGGGGAAGGAGGUAACUUGAAUGCAUUUACCAAUUUUGUUCAGAAUGUGUGUAGUGGGUAAAUAACCAGUAAUAAGGCAAAUGUGUUCUUGCUGAACGUUUGAUGCACAUCUGUGAAAUGUUUUGCUGCAGAGCAAUGCUGUAUGAAGUCCUGUAGCUUUAGAGGUCCUCCCACAUACAGCAUCACUGUCCCCAGUCAUACAGUGUUCUUUUCUCUACAAUUUAGGGUACUCUAGUUUACUACAAUGUGUAAGUACAUGCACAUUUAGUUACAACAGACUGCAGCAUGUUUAAGAUCAUUUUAUUAAAUUAGCAAUUUUCUCUUGUGUACUUGGCAGCAUCGAAGUCUAAAAAGUACAAUUCUUAAAAAUGAAAAUGCAUUGUUUGGAAAUUUUUCAUGCAUUCUUUUAUUUUGUAGUUGUUAAAUUUCUGUUUGUAAAAGAAUAUGAAGCUACACAGAUUUUCUGAUGUCUCAUAAAUAGCUUAAGUUUUUUUUUAAAGAAAAGAUCUAUAUAUUAUUACAUGUAAUUUAUAUGUAUAUUGUAGCUUCUUAUGUCACUAGCCAAAAUUCUUUUGUUCAAAUGAUACAACAUAAAACAAAUAUUCCCAGUAUUACUUUGAGUUAAGCAGUGCUAUAGUACAUGAAUGUGGACAAUGUUUGCUGCCAUUAUACAUGUACUUAUUAUUAGGUUGUUACUGUGCAAUAUUUGUUCUUAUACCAACAUAAUAUGUCUACUGGAAGAUACAUGUCACGUAUGCAAAUCAUGUGUCUGUUUAUUUAAUUAAUAAAGUGAAUGGAGAUGAACCA
Magallana angulata is the source of this 5196-nucleotide messenger RNA. RefSeq names its product AP-3 complex subunit delta-1-like. The transcript is spliced from 34 exons. Gene Ontology annotation, biological process: neurotransmitter receptor transport, postsynaptic endosome to lysosome; anterograde synaptic vesicle transport; protein targeting to vacuole. Gene Ontology annotation, cellular component: terminal bouton; AP-3 adaptor complex; membrane coat. The record is from RefSeq and is a predicted model, not a curated record. NCBI's taxonomy places the organism in Eukaryota, Metazoa, Mollusca, Bivalvia, Ostreida, Ostreidae. Bases 112 to 3843 code for a protein of 1243 amino acids.